AUGAAUAAAGUGUCAAAUCCUAACCCUAAAUCAACCGUCCUCCAUAAUCCUAACCCUAAACUGUCGGCUCACUCUAACCCAAACCCUAAUCCUAAUCUGAUUGUCCACCCCAACCCUACCCUUAACCUUAACCCUAACCCUAACCCUAAUCCUAAUCAGUCUGUCCACGUCAAUCCUAACCCCAACCCUAAUUCUAACAUACACCCCAACAUCAAAACCCUUAGAAAAUCUCCAUCCCCCUCCGUUGGUUUCCAAGUGAGAGAGGGUUUCUCUUAUUCAGAGGUUCUUAAAGCUUCUUCAAUUGGACAAUGGCGUCAUCCCAUUAGAUUUGGUGGAAAAAUCAUUGAGUUAGAAGAUAGCAAUACUAAUAAAAUAACUAUCAUAUGCACCGAAAAGGGUUCGCACCGUCCUCGAAGCAUUCACCUAAGCCUUGUUGAUGCAAGACUUUUGGCAAAGUGGUCCAAAACCUCAAUAUCGUUUCCACAGAAUGCGAAGAUUCGUAUAUAA
Molecule: messenger RNA, 507 nt
Organism: Impatiens glandulifera
Lineage: Eukaryota; Viridiplantae; Streptophyta; Magnoliopsida; Ericales; Balsaminaceae
Product: circumsporozoite protein-like
Exons: 1
Coding region: 1-507 (168 amino acids)
Source: RefSeq, a predicted model, not a curated record